Molecule: messenger RNA, 1656 nt
Organism: Protopolystoma xenopodis
Lineage: Eukaryota; Metazoa; Platyhelminthes; Monogenea; Polystomatidea; Polystomatidae
Source: the annotation of a GenBank genome assembly
AUGACGGCCGCUUCGUCCGGCCUGGAUGUACGCGCCUCUUCUCUGCCGCCCGACCCCGGUCGGCGUGUGGAGCAAGAUGCCGGUGAUGGUGAGGCUGGUGAAUUUGCCCAAAUGCGUCACAAAGACGUCAGACAGCCUUGGGCGGCCUCCACCAUCGUGAGGCUGGAUACCAUCAAUGAUUUGGCCAUCAGUGGUGUCGGCCAAAAAGCGGAAACCAAUGGAGCCCGCCAAACGCGUGAUUCUGGCGCCAGCAUCCAAGGCAGCAGUUCCGGUGAAUUGGUCAGUUCCAAACCGUCGCCAAGCGGCAGCAGUAUCGCCACCGAUGACGACAGUGGAUACACUCAGAUGCUUCUUGGUCGACACUGUCUCUCCGACUCCUCGGCGAGAGGAACAUUGGCCGCCGGCUCAAAAACGAUGCCGAUGCUGAACAGUCGAGACGAGUUUGUGGUCGCCAUGACAGAGGACUUGGCCGAGUGGUUGAGUCGUUUGUAUCCGACCACGGCCGGGGAUUUGGAUGCGGACAACUUUUUUUCCCGUCUUGCCGACGGUGUGCUGUUGUGUCGUCAUGCCUGUGAACUGCAUCGUCGGUUGGGCGAAUUGUUUCCCGGCGUUGGGCAGAAAAGCAUCAUUCCCGGCAUUCGAAUAACCGGUAUUCAAGCCGUUCUGCCCAAUGGUGUGCCGGCGUUUCAGACUCGAACAGCUCGUCAUUUGACCUCUUCUUCGCUGCCUCCGUUGCCGGUCUUGCCGACUGCCCCACCUCCUCUGCUUGCAUCGACGGCCGCCAGUUUUGUGGCUCGUGACAAUAUUGCCAAUUUUCUGACCUGGUGUCGCCAGUUGAGGAUGUCGGAUGCUGUGCUCUUCGAGACCGAGGACCUGAUCAGUCGGCGUCAUUUGCGCAACGUCAUCGUCUGCCUGCUCGAGUUGGCCAGAUUCGGCGGUCGGCUCGGCUUUGAGGUACCCGAGAUAGUCAAUUUGGAGUCGGAGAUUGAGGCCGAGCUGGCGGCUGAUCUGGCAAGCGUCUAUGCUCCUCGGCCCCGUGAAUCCGACCCCUUCAAUGGCUGCUUGUCCGCCAACCUGGGCGGUAACAAAGCCGAAGCUCUGCACCAGUCGGCCGGAUCGCCUUUGGACCAAGUCUCUCUGCAGACGGUCAGUGAUACCAAUCAACUGAGAUUUGUUGGUACAGCAGAGUCUGCUACUGCCUCGGCUGAACCGCGCGAUCGAGAAGUCUGGACCUCUGGCGGUGGCGGUGGUGGUGGUGGUGGUGGCGCUGGCGCUGGUGGCCGUGGCCUCAGCAACUGUAUCGUCGCGCAGACCGGUGUCCGACUGAAUAGGGCACAGGAGUUGCGACAGCGAAAGAAUCGGCGCUCGAUUGACCACCAGUCGACUGGGCAAUCUGGUCGUGCCGAAGUGGAGGCCAGCAACGGAGGCUGUGCAAAACAGAGGCACAUGCGUCCGGUUGUGGAUCUUCGAUCUCUUGACGAGAUGGUAUGUCAUUCCCUAUGGUCCUAUUGCAUGUAUCACGCCCUAUUCUGUUUACCAAAAAAGGACUUGUGCCGACGACUCAUCUGCACAAAUCUACAGUUAAGACAAUCGUCCUUUAGUUUCCGGAGGGGCCAAUUUACAGAGCCAUUCUACCCGCCUUUUCAGAUGAAAUAA